This is a messenger RNA of Pieris rapae (cabbage white), 2204 nucleotides long. RefSeq lists its product as uncharacterized. Bases 69 to 1439 code for a protein of 456 amino acids. The record is from RefSeq and is a predicted model, not a curated record. NCBI's taxonomy places the organism in Eukaryota, Metazoa, Arthropoda, Insecta, Lepidoptera, Pieridae. The transcript has a single exon.
UAUUGGGAGUAGACCUUAGGCUAAGUCUUUUAACUUAUUAAAUUCAUCUGACAAUCCUAAUAGGCAAAAUGUUGGGUAUACGCACUCCACCAAAAACGGCACCUGCCAUCAGGCGCAGUAUAGAUAAGUGGGAGGAGGCCUCCAGCCAGGCCCCUAGGGCAGCACAAGAAGAACCUCUGGCAGGGGGAAGGGGAGCGGGUAAGUCUCCUGCUCCCGCUCAAGCCAGGGAAAAAGAGGCAAAAAAUUGUUACCUAAAGGCAAUGGCGCACUUGGCGGAGUCCCGAAACAUAAAAACCGAAAUAAAAACAGGGGUACAGUCAGCUGUAAAGCGGCUGUACCAAAUGGUAAAAGAAGCCGAGGAGGAGUUGGCGGGAGGCCCAGCAAGAACAACAACUAAAACAAGAAACGAAAAAGACAUGGAAGAAAAUAUAUAUGAUAAGCUAAACAGACAAAUUGAAAGAUUGGAAGCAGAAAAUAGUAGGCUGGAGAAAUGUAGGAAAGGAAUAGAGGAUCUGGCAAAAAAGAAAGAUGAAUGGGUCCUGACCGAGAUAAGGAAAGAGUUUGAGGAGAAGGAAAAGAAGGAUAUGGAGAGGCAGAACAACUGGGCUGCAAGUAUGAAAUCGUACGCCGAAGCGACGAAAGUAAAUCUCGGUCAGGGCAAAAACGACAUAGAAGGCCCGGGGCAAAAACCUGCACUGCACUCUGUCGUGGUGGCGCCGAAGAACGCGACCGACACGGCAGAGGAAACGGUGCAGAACAUCCGGCACUUGCUAAACGCGAAGGAGGAAGGUUGGCAAGUGCAAAAAAUAAGAAAAGCAAGAGAUGGGAAGGUUGUGGUGGGUUGCAGGACAGAGGAAGAGAGAAGAAAACUUAAAGAAAAACUGGGCACAGAAAUGGAGGUCAAGGAGACCUCCAACAAAAACCCUCUCGUAAAAAUAAAAAAUUUACUGACCUGCAACACCACCGAGGAUAUUGCCCGGGCCCUAAAGAACCAGAACAAACACGUGACUGCGCACCUAGAGGAAAGAGAGCUGACAAUAGUAGAAAAGUAUAGAAGGAAGGCAAGAAACCCUCUGGAGAGCCACGUGGUCCUGCAGGUCACGCCUAAACUCUGGCAAGCCCUGACAUCGGCUGGCAGGAUACACGUGGACCUGCAGAGGGUUUGGGUAGAGGACCAAUCCCCUCUGGUCCAAUGCACAAUGUGUCUGGGGUAUGGACAUACCCGCAGGAACUGUAAAAAAGAUACAGAGGUGUGCAGUCACUGUGGAGGAGCCCACAUGAGGGCCGAUUGCCAGAUCCUCGGGGAAGGAAAGCCUCCCAGCUGCGUUAACUGUAAAGCAAUGAAAGGAAGAGACGCAGAGCACGGAGCCUUCAGCCAGAGCUGCCCAACCCGGCAGGGAUGGGACAGGGCAGCGAGGCUGAGUUACGCGUACUGUUAAAAAAGCCGAGGGCUCCAACAUAAACACCGGCUUUCUCCUGGCACAGGCGAACCUUGGAAGAAAGAGAAUCGCGAACCAGGAGUUUAUAAAGGAAGCGGGGGGUAGGAAGGUAAAGAUAGCACUACUCCAGGAACCGUACACAGGGGCCAAUAAACAGAUGGCAGAAAGCCCUAUGUACAGAGUAGUGCAGUGCGUUCCCACAGGGAAGAAACCGGUGAAGGCGGCGGUACUUGUUUUCGAUGAACACAUCGAGGUCUCACAAGACAAAUCACUCACCACCGAGAACAUAGUGGCCGCCGUCCUGAGAACGGACAAGUGGGAACUAGGGGUAAUAUCAGUGUACUUCGAAGGCGAUGAACCCAUCGAACCAUACCUCGUACAGUUAAGAGGCUUCACGAGAAAGUUAAAAACCAAGAUGGUACUGAUUGGAGGGGACGUGAACGCAUGGAGUGAGUGGUGGGGGAGCCGGAACGAAGACACAAGAGGAAAGGAACUACGAGGGUUCCUUGAUGAAGAGGGGCUGAGCAUCUUAAAUUGUGGAAACACACCCACCUUCGACACCGUUAGAGGGGGCCGUAGAUACACGAGUACAGUCGACAUCACAGUAUGUACAACGGCUCUCCUCAGCAAGGUAACGAAAUGGUGGGUUGACACAUCAAUUACCAGUUCGGAUCACAACACAAUAUUUAUGACUACAGCCCUUCAAAAACCCCAAACGCACACCCUACCGAAGACGACCCGCAAAUACAAAACAAAAAACGCAGA